This is a messenger RNA of Amphibalanus amphitrite, 1312 nucleotides long. Its product is annotated as pyridoxine-5'-phosphate oxidase-like. Lineage: Eukaryota; Metazoa; Arthropoda; Thecostraca; Balanomorpha; Balanidae. Gene Ontology annotation, molecular function: pyridoxamine phosphate oxidase activity; FMN binding. Gene Ontology annotation, biological process: pyridoxine biosynthetic process; pyridoxal 5'-phosphate biosynthetic process. Bases 175 to 996 code for a protein of 273 amino acids. The record is from RefSeq and is a predicted model, not a curated record. The transcript has a single exon.
AACAGCUGUUACGUCACGCAUGCGUGGUGGGAAAUUACGUAACAGGCUCCCUUCCCAGAGUAGCCCACUGCGUGCGCCCCAGUUGGAGCCCAGCCGGUCAGGUGGUGCGCCCGCCCGUGCUCAGUGCCCCCGGCGGUUGGUUAGCGUGACCCCUGGGUGACCCGGCGGCGCUGGAUGCGCGCCGUCACCGCUCUGCCGCCGCUGGCCCGUCUCGGCCGGCCGCUGCUGGCCGCUCCGUGCCAUCGAUCUCAGUUGGUGGUCAUCGGCCGGCGGGACAACAUGGACUUCUCUCCAAAGUCGCCCGAAGUGAACGUCGAGUCGAUGCGCAAGCCGUACCGGUGUCGAGACGACGCGUUCAGGGAGGAACACCUGAAGUCGCGCGAGCCGAUCGGCCAGUUCCGAGCCUGGUUUGAAGACGCCACCAAAACGCCCGGUAUUCUGGAGGCCAACGCCAUGUGUCUCUCCACGGCUACCACCGACGGCCGGCCCUCGGCGCGCUUCGUCCUCCUCAAGGGCUUCGGCCGGGACGGGUUCCGCUUCUUCACCAACUACGACAGCCGGAAGGCAGCCGAGCUGGACUCCAACCCUCUGGCGGCUCUGACCUUCUACUGGGAGCCUCUUAACCGGAGUGUCCGUAUCGAGGGUAAGGUGCGCCGACUUCCCGCAGACGUCUCCGAGCAGUACUUCCGCUCGCGACCCCUCGCCAGCCAAAUCGGCGCCCUGCUGGGCGCGCAGAGCAGCGUGGUUCGCAAUCGCAGCCACCUGGAGGGUGAGGAGGCCCUCAUCAGAAUGAAGCACGGCACGGACAAGAUGCCGAUCCCCAUGCCGAACUGGGGCGGCUACAUCGUCGAGCCGAUGGAGGUGGAGUUUUGGCAGGGUCAGACGACGCGGAUCCACGACCGGAUCCGGUUCCGUCGUCGGACGGCGGAUGACCUGACCAAGCCGUUUGUCAGACACGGUGAGGAUGGCUGGGUGUACGAGAGGCUCGCACCGUGAGUCCACGGAGGCCGGCCAGAGACGGAAUAGUGGUGAGCACUGCGAGGGCGAGAAACGGGGACUUUUUGGAACGUGAAUGUGAGGAGGAAAGGAUACGGCUAUACAGUGUACAGGGUUUACUGAGAGCUGAAGGAUUGCGACUGGUCCUCGAGACCGCGUCCCACUAAACAGCUGAUUGCUAGUAGUGCCGCGUGCUUUUUGGUAUGCAGCGCCUAUAUUUUGGCAGUGUUUAUCAUGCAUGUUUGUGAAUUUUCAUGUCUUCCUGUAGUGACAUUCUGUUUCAUGCACUCUGAAAUACAUGUAUACGAGCUUUUGA